Molecule: messenger RNA, 630 nt
Organism: Neospora caninum
Lineage: Eukaryota; Apicomplexa; Conoidasida; Eucoccidiorida; Sarcocystidae
Exons: 2
Coding region: 1-630 (209 amino acids)
Source: RefSeq, a predicted model, not a curated record
AUGAAGCGAGUUAUCCCUCACUACUAUGCGUCGUUCACGCAUAGAGGGGACAUCAUCUACUUCCUUGGGCUGAAUGACAUUGAUGUUCCCGUGCUGGAGGCGAACAAGAGACUGACACAGCGGGAUAUGGAACAGCACUUACACUUUGUACGGCAAAUUGUGUGGGACUGUAUUGUCUCUUUCGACGAGGACCCGCUCAUGUACAUGGUGGUGGACUUGCGCGGCCUUCAGGUGAUGAACGCCUGGACAAAGAAGAACAGAAUACUUACACAACUUCUUCGAUCCAUUCGCGACCGUACGUUCACCAAGCGUUUCCAUCGUGUCCAGGUCGCCGCCAUUUCAGACAACCGUGUGGCUCGGACAAUUGUGGAGAUGAAGCGUCACAAGUUUCCACCAGGAACCGAUGUUCAGGUGUAUUCUUCUUUCGAUGCUUUUAUCAAUGAAAACAAACACAUUACCAGGGAUGUGCUUCCCAAAUCCCACGGCGGGUCGUCCGAUCUGAAUCUUCCUAACGAAGGGCUAGAGUACAUGAUCUCAUUCUUCGUGGAAGAAAUCCUUGCCCGCCAACCGGAAGCACUUUACGAGUGCUCGGAGGCUCGCGGGGGAAAGUCUUCAAAACUGGAAAAUUAA